AUGUCCUGGCCCAACCACAAUGGAUACCAGUGCUACUCCAUCAAAGAACGAACAAACAUGUUAACGGUUCUUGUCGAGUCAUUAAAGAAGACCCCGCUGGCUGCUGGGGCUAUUGCCCUGGUCGCGAUAAUAUUGGUAUAUGUCGUCUACCAGCGGCACCUCCAUCCCCUGGCCAAAUACCCGGGCCCGUUCCUCGCUAGUGUCACAGAUCUAUGGCAGGCUCAUCAGUUCUUUACCCUCCAACAGCCAUAUAACCUGACAAAACUUCACGAAAAGUACGGGCCUGUUGUCAGAUAUGGGCCUGAUAAAUUGAGUGUCAUAUAUGAAAGCGCCGUACCGAUAAUUUAUCAGAAAAGCGCGAGGACCAUGCCGAAAACCGAGUUCUACGACGCAUAUGGAGCCGCCCACCCAAAUGUAUUCGGCAUGCGUGAUGAAACAUUACAUUCCACAAGACGGCGUCAUAUGUCACACAGUUUCUCCCUGAGUUAUAUCAAGGAAAUGGAGAAGUACAUGGACCUUAACAUCCACAUCUUAAAGGACCGGAUCCGGACUUACUGCUCCACGGGAGAAGUUUUCAACGUGAAGAAAUUACUACAUUACUAUAUGAUUGAUGUGAUUGGGGAGCUUGCCUUUAGUCAGUCCUUCGGGGUGCAAGAAGCCGAUGACGAGUUGCUUGUUCCUCCCGUCAUUGAACACAGCCUCCUAGCCGCCGUGACUGGCGCAUGGCCUUCCAUGACAAAGACGUUGAAGAAGUGGCUCCCUUUUGUACCGCAUCGCGGUCUUCGAAACCUCUUUGCGGGUCGAAAGGCUUGCGCAGAUCUUGCUUCGACGUGCGUCCAGCAUCGAUUGACCGACCUUAAGGGCAAUGGAACCUCUCUCAACCUGGAAGAUAGAAAAGAUAUCUUGACCAAUCUGAUCAAGGCCAAACACCCGGAGACUGGCGAGAGACUUACACAAAUUGACCUGGAAACAGAGGCGUUUGGUUUUAUUAUCGCAGGAACCCACACAACAAGUGCUACCUCAACCCUCUUAUUUUAUCAUCUCCUUCACAACCCCGAGCCUAUGCGGAAAUGUAUCGAGGAGAUUGACUCUAACCUCCCCAUCCUCGAAUCCACCGAGCCCGCAUACUCCGUCACCACCGCCGAAUCCUCCCUCCCAUUUCUCCGCAACUGUGUGCGGGAGAACUUCCGCAUCACACCAGUCUUCACAAUGCCGCUUGCACGCCGGGUUAUGGACCCAGCAGGGAUAAGAAUCGAGGGUAAUCACUUUCCCCAAGGGACAUCCCUCGCCGUCUGCAACCAUGCAUUCCACCACAACCCCGCAGUAUGGGGCCCAGACCAUAACGUCUUCAAUCCAACCCGAUGGGACGACCCCAACGUAAACGCCAGGGCACGCCUCCUGAUGCAUUUCGGGCUGGGUGGCCGACAGUGUAUCGGAAAGACGGUAGCCACGACAAACAUAUACAAGCUGUUCAGCACGCUUCUUAAGGAAUUCACGUUCGAGCUGGCGGAUGAGCAAGAGCGGUUGGAAGUGGAAAUGGGGAGGUAUAAGGGGGCGAUCCCCGACCUGGUCAGUGUUGGGAUUAGUGAUAUGAAAGGGCCGUUGCUUGUUAGGGCUAGGGUUCGUUGA
Molecule: messenger RNA, 1629 nt
Organism: Aspergillus puulaauensis
Lineage: Eukaryota; Fungi; Ascomycota; Eurotiomycetes; Eurotiales; Aspergillaceae
Exons: 4
Coding region: 1-1629 (542 amino acids)
Molecular function (GO): monooxygenase activity; iron ion binding; heme binding
Source: RefSeq, a predicted model, not a curated record